Messenger RNA from Myotis brandtii (Brandt's bat), 4026 nucleotides. It is a transcript of the gene PSD, whose product is annotated as pleckstrin and Sec7 domain containing. Lineage: Eukaryota; Metazoa; Chordata; Mammalia; Chiroptera; Vespertilionidae. Gene Ontology annotation, molecular function: guanyl-nucleotide exchange factor activity; protein binding; phospholipid binding. Gene Ontology annotation, biological process: regulation of ARF protein signal transduction. The transcript has 17 exons. The record is from RefSeq and is a predicted model, not a curated record. Bases 877 to 3951 code for a protein of 1024 amino acids.
AUAAAAUAAAAAACUACAUCUCCAGCCGGGUCCCUUUCCUUCCCUAGGAGGUUUAAAGUCCUGAGAAGAGUGCUCAGCUCAGCCGCCAGGAGUAGUGCUUCUCCGUUGGGGGUUUCGUUGGGGGUCUGGGUCUGGGCUACCCUAGCGCAGUGACGCCCUUGAGCUCUGGCCUCAGACUCUAAGCUGCCCUCUCAGGGCGUCCCAGGUCCUAGUUCCAGGGUCCGCUCCGGGGAACCCCUGGAGCAAUGCCUUCCCCAUCACCCAUUGGUGGUGAGGGUGUGAAGGAUUCCGAGAGCUACUGGUGUCGCUGAAAGCUGUCCCCCAGCUGGGUGACCCUCCCAUCCAUGAUCUCAUCAGGGCUUCCGGCACCUCUGCAAGGUGGGCAGGUCUGUGCUGUCACUCCAUUUUAAAGAUGAAACCAAGGCCCUGGGGAGGAAGCGCCUUGUCCAGGGUGGAGCGAAUCGGGAUAAAGAACUAAAGCAUCCUGGGUUUCCCAGAAUUCUUUCCACAUGCCUUCAUCUCCCAAUGCAGUGAGAAGAGGGAAGCCAGCAGAGGGGAAGGAUCAAAGAGGGCAACUUGGGAGAGGACUGACUCCUUCCUCAGCCGGCGUGGGGAGGAUAUAGCUGGAAGGAUCCACCUCUGCUAAAAUAGAGCCACGUGGGCGCGCACCUCCCCCGGCCGCGCGCCGCCGCCUCCUCUCCGCUUUGUUAACGCCUCUGCGCCUGCGCAGUGCGACAAACCUGGCGCUGUCCCCUUCAGCACCACGCGGAGCCGGCGCCGCCCCUCCCCGCGGCCUGUCAGAAGAGCAUGCUGCCCCCUCACUCCCCGCCUGGCCUCGCCAUCCCUGCCCCCCCAGCCUGACCCCCGGGCCCCAGCAUGGCCCAGGGUGCCAUGCGCUUCUGCUCUGAAGGUGACUGUGCCAUCUCCCCGCCACGAUGCCCACGCCGCUGGCUCCCCGAAGGCCCUGUGCCUCAGAGUCCCCCAGCCAGCAUGUAUGGCAGCACGGGCUCCCUGCUACGGCGGGUGGCAGGUCCAGGUCCCCGAGGCCGGGAACUGGGACGUGUGACAGCACCCUCGACACCCCUGCGUGGCCCCCCUUCACCCCGUGUUGCUCCCUCACCCUGGGCACCCUCUUCACCCACUGGGCAGCCUCCACCAGGGGCCCAGAGUUCCGUAGUCAUAUUCCGCUUUGUGGAGAAGGCCAGCGUGAGGCCACUGAAUGGGCUACCUGCUCCCGGAGGCUUGAGUCGGAGCUGGGACCUGGGUGGGGUCGCUCCUCCCAGGCCCACUCCAGCUCUUGGGCCUGGCUCCAACCGCAAGUUGCGGCUGGAGGCCUCCACUUCAGACCCACUCCCAGCCGGAGGAGGUUCAGCUCUGCCUGGCAGCCAGGGCCUUCUACACGGGCCGCCAGCCCCACCUCAGGUCGGGGCAGAUGGUCUUUACUCCUCUCUCCCCAAUGGGCUGGGGGGGCCCUCUGAGCACCUGGCCACACUAUUCCGAGGACCUGCUGACACUGGACUCCUGAACCAGGGAGACACCUGGUCCUCACCCCGGGAAGUCUCCUCUCAUGCCCAGAGAAUUGCUCGAGCCAAAUGGGAAUUCUUCUAUGGCUCCUUGGCACCCCCCAGCUCAGGUGCUAAGCCCCCAGAGCAGGCCCCCCCAUCUCCACCUGGGGUGGGCUCAGGGCAGGGCUCUGGGGUGGCUGUGGGGCGAGCGGCCAAAUACUCCGAGACCGACCUGGACACGGUGCCCCUGAGGUGCUACCGAGAGACCAACAUCGAUGAAGUGCUGGCUGAGCGGGAGGAGGCUGAUUCAGCCAUCGAGAGUCAGCCCAGCUCUGAGGGCCUGCCUGGCACCGUCCGCCCACCUGCCCCACGUCCGGGCCCAUGCCUUGGCCCUCAUGCCAGCCUGAGCAGUGGCGAUGAGGAUGAGGCAGGUGGGGAAGAGGAUGUGGACGAUGAGGUGUUUGAGGCCUUGGAGGGGGCACGGCCAGGCACCCAGAUGCCUCACCUGGGGCCUCUCAAGUCACCUGUGCCCUUCCUACCUGGGACCAGCCCCUCGGCCGACGGGCCUGACUCUUUCAGUUGUGUGUUCGAAGCCAUCUUGGAGUCACACCGGGCCAAGGGCACCUCCUACACCAGCCUUGCCUCCCUGGAGGCCCUGGCCUCACCUGGCCCAACCCAGAGCCCCUUCUUCACCUUUGAGCUGCCUCCCCAACCCCCCAUCCCCCGGCCUGAUCCCCCUGUUCCCGCCCCACUUGCCCCUCUUGAACCGGAUUCUGGUACCAGCUCUGCUGCUGAUGGGCCUUGGACACAGAGAGGGGAGGAAGAAGAGGCAGAGGCUGCAGCCAAGCAAGCCCCAGGGAAGGAGCCCCCUAGUCCCUGCCGCUCGGAGGACAGCUUUGGGCUGGGGGUGGCACCCCUGGGAAGCGAACCACCCUUGAGCCAGCUGGUAUCUGACUCAGACUCAGAGCUGGACAGCACAGAGCGGCUGGCCCUGGGAAGCACGGACACCUUGUCUAAUGGGCAGAAAGCAGACCUGGAGGCCGCGCAGCGCCUGGCUAAGAGGCUGUACCGACUGGACGGCUUCAGGAAGGCUGAUGUGGCCCGGCACCUGGGCAAGAACAAUGACUUCAGUAAACUCGUGGCUGGAGAGUACCUCAAGUUCUUUGUCUUCACGGGCAUGACUCUGGACCAAGCUCUCAGGGUGUUUCUGAAGGAGCUGGCCUUAAUGGGUGAGACCCAGGAACGGGAGCGCGUGCUGGCCCACUUCUCCCAGAGAUACUUCCAGUGCAAUCCUGGAGCUCUGUCCUCAGAGGACGGUGCGCACACGCUGACCUGCGCCCUCAUGCUACUGAACACCGAUCUCCAUGGCCACAACAUCGGGAAGCGCAUGACCUGCGGAGACUUCAUUGGGAACUUGGAGGGCCUCAACGAAGGCGGCGACUUCCCCAGGGAGCUGCUCAAGGCUUUGUACAGCUCCAUCAAGAAUGAAAAAUUGCAAUGGGCCAUAGACGAGGAGGAGCUGAGACGCUCUCUGUCUGAGUUGGCCGACCCCAACCCCAAGGUCAUCAAGAGGGUCAGCGGGGGCAGUGGCAGCGGCUCCAGCCCUUUCCUGGACCUGACUCCCGAGCCUGGGGCCGCGGUCUACAAGCACGGGGCCCUGGUGCGAAAGGUGCACGCAGACCCCGACUGCAGGAAGACACCUCGGGGCAAACGGGGCUGGAAGAGCUUCCAUGGGAUCCUCAAGGGCAUGAUCCUCUACCUGCAGAAGGAGGAGUACCAGCCUGGGAAGGCCCUAUCGGAGGCAGAGCUUAAGAAUGCCAUCAGCAUCCACCACGCAUUGGCCACACGCGCCAGGGACUACAGCAAGAGGCCCCACGUCUUCUACCUGCGCACAGCUGACUGGCGGGUCUUCCUCUUCCAGGCUUCGAGCCUGGAGCAGAUGCAGUCCUGGAUCACUCGCAUCAAUGUGGUGGCCGCCAUGUUCUCUGCACCCCCCUUCCCAGCUGCUGUUAGUUCCCAGAAGAAGUUCAGCCGCCCUCUGCUGCCCAGCGCUGCCACCCGCCUCUCCCAGGAGGAGCAAGUGCGGACCCAUGAGGCCAAGCUGAAGGCCAUGGCAAGUGAGUUGCAGGAGCACCAGGCUGCCCUACUGGGCAAGAAGGCCCGGGGCAAGGAGGCUGAGGAGCAGCGGCAGAAGGAGGCCUACCUGGAGUUUGAGAAAUCCCGCUAUGGCACAUAUGCAGCACUGCUUCGGGUCAAGCUGAAGGCGGGCAGUGAAGAGCUGGACGUGGUAGAGGCAGCACUGGCCCAAGCUGGCAGCACAGAGGAUGGAGUCCUCCCACCUCACUCCAGUCCCUCCCUGCAGCCCAAUGUCUCCAGCCAGCCCCGGGCUCAAUGUCAUGGCUCAGAGCCUCGGGCAGGGGCAGGCAGUGGGCGUCGGAAGCCCUGAGUUGGGGGUGAGAGUGGGAGGGGGUGCCCCCUGGGCACCUGCAUGACAUGGCCCUGCCCGAGCCCGGGCCGGCCU